Molecule: messenger RNA, 2857 nt
Organism: Lagopus leucura (white-tailed ptarmigan)
Lineage: Eukaryota; Metazoa; Chordata; Aves; Galliformes; Phasianidae
Exons: 7
Coding region: 1744-2406 (220 amino acids)
Source: RefSeq, a predicted model, not a curated record
UGGACAUUCAUCAUCCUUGAGGUCCCUUCCAACCCUGGCCAUUCUGUGAUCCUGUGAUGCUUUUGUAGGUGCUGUGUGCACCGGUGUCCUAGAGAGAGCCCCAAGGUCCUUGGUUUAUUAAGGGCCUUUUUCUCCAUCUCUCAGUUGUUUUUUCUUCCUUUCUUUCUGUUGGUCUGACAUACGUGGCCCAUCAGGUAAUUCAGCGGGGAGUGGUGCCUUCUUGACCAAGGAAGAGCCCUUUGGUCCCAGCUCAUGGGGAGAGGUUAGGAUUGCUGAAGGGAGAGAGGAUUCUUUGAGUGAUGUGAGGGGUGUAGGAAGGGAGCUGACAGGUUUAGGGUUCCUUUGCUGUGCUCUGCCCAGGCUGUGACAGUGCUGGGGUUCGAUUUUGAGUCACUCGGAAGACAAAAUGAGACAAAGGGUGUUUUGUGCAGCCUGGACCCCUGCAACUCUGCUGUAGUGGCUGCAGCCCAGGGUUUCUACGUUAACUGAUGAAAUGUUUUGUGUUCACUUUGAUACUGCUCUGCCUGCAGUCAUUCACGCAGCACCAAAGCCCCUGUACAGUGCAUUCCUUAAACCCAGAGAAGAAAAUGUGUUAUUUGUGGGCAAAUUAUAUGAUGUACAUUUUUUAAUUGCCAAAUCUGCCUAUGAUGUACUUUAAAAAAUGAUUACUUGUUUGAUGGAAUUGGUUUCAGUUUUUAAUUUACUUUUUCCAGUUGAUCCUUUCUUUUGCGUCCUGACUUGAUCCGUCUGGAGCUGCUGUGAUCGUCUGUCUUCCCAUUGCCCUUAGUUCUAAGGCUCUGUAUCUGCUGUGGGAUUGCCCAGCAGGGAUGAUGGUCAUCUAGUUGCAGCUGGAAGACUGGACCAAGGGUGUUUUUCAGUAGCACUGUUUGUUUGUUACUGGUGGCGUUCUUGUUAGAGAGGUAGAGAGGGGCAGAGCGAAUGAAGUGCUGCGUAGGCAAGUGAAUGAAUGUGAACUUCUCCGUCACAAUUCCUUUGUUCAGGCUUUGGGCAAGGGGAGGAUGUGCUGAAAAGUCCUGUUGCCAACACAGUGAAGCACUCUUGCCCUUGAUGAUGUGUUUUUUCCCAUCAGUCUCCGUACUGAGUUGGCCGUCAUAAGAAGUCCUAGUCCAGCUGCCUACGUACAGCAGUAAGCAGCUGUAGAGGAGGAGGAUCUGGUUUGGGCAUUCUUUCUCUUAUUCUCUUCUGAAUUCUAGCACUUGUCUGAGUGCUAUCAUCUAGCGGUGGCCUUUUCACUGUGAGUUCAGAAAGUGUGUACUGAGGGUUGUAGUUGGAACAUCUGGGUCUGUUGAAUGGGUGCCCUCAUUUUCUUUCCUGCUCUAUAUGGAUUGCAAGAUCAAGAUAGCAGUAACCUGUUUUGUCUUGCUUGUGAACGGGGAAAACCAGCGUUCUGUGAAGCAGAACCCAGUAGAGAAAGAUCUGGCGCUGAAGAUUGCGGAGCUGUUAUGUAAUGAAGAUGCCUGUGAUGGAAGAGCAAACUGCUGGGUUGAGAAAGCUGCCAGGCUGCUCGCUGGGAAUCCUGUUGCUCUCAGAUUGAAGGUGCUGUUGGAAUGCACAGUGCAGUGUGCUGGUAGUCUCCAGCACCCUGUGUGGCUGGGUUUGCAGUGGAACUCUGUGUCGGUGUUACCCCAGUGCAGCCAUUGUUAAAACCACUUUGUCACUUGCUGCAAGAAACAUCAAGACUUGGGACUUGAGACUCCUGAAUCUAUUUUUAUCUGUUGGACCAUGAAAGGACUAACCCAAAGGGCCUGGACAGCUCUGAAGAUGCUGGUUCAAAUGAAAACAAGACUGUUAGUGGCAGUGAUUCCCUUCUUCUCACCAGUGGAAGCUGCAGACCUUCUCGAUCUCCCAGGCCUUCCCCGCAGACCCCCAUCAGCAGUUGAACAUGGAGGAGCAGAGCGUGAGUGGCUGAGAAAUGGAGUUGGGACUCAGGGGAGCCAUAGGUGCUGUGUCACAAACUCCCUGAGUGGCCUUUGCAAGCUCCUGCUCCCCUCGCCUGCAAGUGGAGCAAUGCUCAAGCUUGAGGAGACUUUUCCUGGGCAGGUGGAAAAGAUGGCGCAGCUGCAGGUUUUGUUUCCUUCUUUGUUAUUGGAAAGCAGCCUCCUUGAGAGUAGAAGAGCAGCUGGCUGCCUGCUGUGUGGCUGCUGUGGGCAUUUCUCCCAGCUGAGAUCCCCGAGCCCACGCUGGCAGAAAAUGUGCUGUGCCACCAUCUCUUCUGUGGGGCCACUUUGCAGCUGCUCUGCAUUAGCUGCAAUUGUGCCAGUUUCCAGGUGCCAUAAGCCAGACUGGCGCAGUCUUGGGACUCAGACUUGGGAGACAGUGAAGAAAGCCAAGGCAAGUGCUGCUCUGCUGAGGAAGGAAGCCCAGAAGAAGAGCAAAAAGAACUGACAAGGGCUUGAGCGAGAAGGCCCACAGGACACUCGAAUCAGCUGGAAUGCUUCCUCAGAGGUGGCACCAAAGGCAGCGGACUGAGUUGCCUGGUUUUCACAGACAGUGCAAAGGAACUGAGGCACCUGGAAGGGAAGGGCUUGUGCUGCGUUCCAAGCAAAGAGGGCUUGCCAGAGGCAGGACUUUGGCUAUGGCAAGAGAUGCAGAGGCUUUGUUCCUUCAGGCUGCGUCUCUUCAGGGCCAGAGCCGGUCUAGUAUGAGAUUGAAAUACGGCUAGCUGGGCCUGGAGAGAGAGAAGGUGACGUGGCCAUAGGAUCAGGCUUCUUGUGUCUGCCUGGAGGCUGAAUUGCUAAGCAGAAAUCCUGGACACUGGGGUUUCAUUUUGGGCUGUGUUGAUAAAUACAACCCAAAUCCUUCUGUAUUGAAUAAAAGUGAAACCAACCUUUUAAAA